Messenger RNA from Gadus macrocephalus (Pacific cod), 8058 nucleotides. RefSeq lists its product as uncharacterized. The record is from RefSeq and is a predicted model, not a curated record. The transcript has 10 exons. Gene Ontology annotation, molecular function: protein binding. The coding region runs from base 500 to 7057 and encodes 2185 amino acids. Lineage: Eukaryota; Metazoa; Chordata; Actinopteri; Gadiformes; Gadidae.
CGUCGAUGGCGUACGUUUGCAUUGGGCGCGCGGAGGGGGAGGACGCGGAUAGAAGUACUCCUGAAGCAUGCACAAAGUACUUUACAUAAUUUUUUAGAACAUUUCUUGAAUAAUAACUUACACGCUGCACUAUUUACAGAAAUAAUAAUAAAAAUAGCAAUGUCUACAAACUGUAUAUUCUCGUAGACUCUUCUCCAGACAGAUAACUGAUGAACUGAAAUCGGAUAAUGUAACAUGGUCGGCUAACUGUCUUCGGACAACUCUGGGUUCCCACUGGACAUUUUCGAUAUCGGAUGCUCGUGUUGUAUUCUAUUCAUUUUAUUCAGUCAACACAGUUGUGUCCGAAAUGCUUAACGACCGGAGGCAUUGCAGACGACAAAUUGGAGACAAUAGCAGGUGGUUACACCAGCAUGACGGACCAUGGGGAAAUGGCCAAUUCAAACCCUGCACCGUGUAGCCAUCAGCAGAACCAUCACCAGGGACUUUCAUCAUUCAAACCAUGUCCUCAUCAGAGUCAAAGUGGCAAAGCAGCAGAACUGAAACCACGAGCCUGAUUUUCAACAAGGACGCUUUGCGUAACGGGGACAGUGCCACUGGAAUUAUGGUAGAGGCUCAUGGCGUCAGUGGUGGCGGCAAAUAUGCCAACGCUGUCGGGGACCAAGUCGAGAUGGGGCCAGACUGCAUGUCAGAGAUAUCCAACAGUGACCUCUCCCUGCCUGAGGUUUGCGUCUCCACCAACAAUGGUAGCUUUGAGGAAGACAUGAACUAUGAGGUCCAGCAAGCCUAUCGUAUAUUCACCGGGUUCCUCCUGGACAAGUACAAGGGGAUCACUGGUUCCUUCGUCCUCCCCGUUGGGCACUUGGAGGCACAACGUGGCAUCGGUGGAGUAGGGGGCCGGGGCCUCGCUCGGCUGAGACAGUCCAUGUGUAUACAGACGAUAGAGGAGAAGUUUGUCGGCCAGCAGUACGACAGCAUCACAGAGUUCGUGGCGGAUUUCAGGCUGAUGUUGGAGAACUGCUACCGCUACCACGGCGUGGACCACUGGCUCUCCAAACAAGCUCAGAAGCUGGAGGUCAUGCUGGAGCAAAAGCUUACACUGCUGUCAAGGACCCUGCGCGAGAAGACCACUCUGGCGGUGACCUCCAAGGGGCGUUUUGGUGUGGAGGAGGAGCGAAAUUCUGGGGGCACAUCCACGAGACGGCGCUCUGCUCCUCGCAGCCUGACCACCAUCACUGUGGGGGGCCACGAGUCCCUCAUGGUGCAGAGUAUCAGGCAGGAGGAGCUGCAGAGGGUCAAGGAUGAGAAGAGGCAACGUGAGCUGGAAAAGAAGGAGGCAGAGGAGACCUCGGCCAAGGAGCUGGAGGAGUGGGAACAGAGCCUGCUCUCCCAGGCCCUCCCGCACCCCUUGGACACCCUCUGGGAGCUGCCCGCCAUUGGCCACUUCCUGUGCCUGGCGCAGACGGCCCUCAACCUCCCCGAGAUCGUCUUCUUCGAGCUGGAGCGCAGUCUGCUGAUGCCCCGCUGCAGCCUCUUCCUCUCCAAGGUCAUGUCUUCGCUGCUGUGCGCGCCGCAGAAGCGGCCCACCGUGCACCGCCAGCCGCCCUUGCCCUACCGCCGCUGGGAGCGGGAGCUGAGGCAGCGGGUGCUGGCCUGGUACCGCGCCACGGGGGCCUCCGACGACCAGCCCAGUCGGGCGGAGCAGCUUGGGCUCUGCCACCAGUUCUUCUGCGUGCUGGGCAAGGCGAGCCCGCUGGAGGAGCUGCCCUUCCACCUGCUGCCCUUCUACCAGCGCGUGUGGCUGCUCAAGGGGCUCUGCGACCACGUGUACGAAACCCAGAAGGAGGUACAGGACGCGGUCUUGGCCCAGCCCAUCCACGAGUGCAGGGAGUCCAUCUUGGGCUACGACGGCGUGGAGAACGCGUACAUACACUUCCCGCACUUCUGCGGGGCCGACCUGCGAAUCUACUUCCAGAGCCCCUGCACGCCUCCCGCCUUCCCCUUCCCGGCGCUCUGGGCAUGGAAGGUGGACGUCAAGCUGGAGGCGGAGCGCGGCGCGACGGACGGGGAGGACGGGAAAGGGACGGGGUGUUACGGUGUCUCUAUGGUAACGGGGGAGUUUGAGGAUGAAGAGGAGGAGGAGAAACAUGCACAUUUCAAAAGGGAAAACGGAGGCGGCGAAGGGAAACACGAACGGUCAACCUUGUCGUCUCUGAAGGGGGCGGACUCUGACUCGGGUUCCUUCGAGGACGCCUGGACGAGUGUGGACUCGGAGUCCAAUUUGAAAGCGCACGCAAACUCCUCGCGAGCACGCCUCAAAAACUCGGCCGGAGACGGCGUUGACGAAGUCCAUUCAAAACAGAACUCUGAGCGGUGGUCCAAACGAGUCAAGCAGGAGCCGGGCCUACCGGGGGACUCUGGACGCACCAUCAAGGCCGAGACCCACGAGCCUUGCCUCAGUGUGGGGGAGCACUGCUACAUGGGCAGGUCCCCGGUCAGCUCCAUGAACCUGGCAUCUCCCCCUAGACCCACAGAUGUCAAAACCCAAGGGGGCCCAAGUACCCCUCUGGGACAGCAGGCCCCCUCCUCGUGUUCAGAAUGUUCUAUAAGCAGCAGUGUUAAAUCUGGCCGGCACAAGUGUCGCUGUAGUGUUGCGAAUGCCGCGGCCGCCACCCCCUCCUCGUUCUCCUCCUCUUCAUCUGAAAGCGCGCAAAACUUGAGUGAAGAAAACACGACUGACGCAAUUACAGGGACUAGGAAAAGAAAGCGAAAGAAAAAGCGAGAGUGGGUUCAGCCGGCGGGGACGAGGGAGCGAAGAAGGCUGCAGAGUUUGGAGAGGCCGAGAUAUUGUCGGACGAGGUCAGCCAAGACGACCACAAAGCAGGCUGAACCCUCGAUCCCACAGAAGGGCAAAAGGAGCACAGCCAAGACGGGGAAGAAACUCGAAACUUCUUCAAAUGAAACAAAGCAGGAACCCCUAGUUGAAUCACCAUUUAAGUUGGUGUGUUCAAGCAUCGAAGAGCUGCGGGAGCUGAUCAGCAGGACGGAGGACCAGCUCGACUCACUGCAGAGCGACAAGAAGAGAUCGGGGCGGUGGUAUUUGAAGAAGGAAUCUGUGAAGGAUCUCCACAUCACGCUGAUCAGACUGCUGAACGAGCUCUCGCCCUGGGAGCCCAAACUGGUGAAGGCCUUUCAGAGAAACAGACUCCGUAUGAAGAAAGAAUGCGAUGACUUCAGGAAACACCCGGACUACAGUAACUUUGUGCGUGAGGAGUGUGUGUCGUCAUCGUCCUCGUCCUCGUCCUCAUUGGACCAGGAAGAAGGGAUUUCCGGGAGGGUCACGUGUGACCUGUCGGAUCCCUAUAGAGAGCCAGAGGAGGAAGACAUGGAACAUGCUGUUCCCAGGGGCUUCUGGACCAGAGGAAACCCAACGCAGCUAGGGACCGAAGCUGCUGGAGAGGACGUGGUGGUCUACGGUACCUCAAGUCAGCCCAAACCCUUGCUAAGAAACACAGACGAGGACCUUAAACUUUGCAGAGGCCACACUCUAAACGUGGACCCUUGUCUGACGUCCCCCUCGAACACUGGAUUGGAAUCUAGAUCUGAACAAGACUCAGGAGCCCAAACAAGGGACUUGAACUCAGUGCUGGUGACUCCAGCACCUGUCUCUCUGAGAGCCAGAGUCCCCAUCCUCCACCCCACCAUUGGACUACCUUGGGGAUACACGCCCAUCCCCACUCUGUUUGCGAAGAGCGUGGGAAACAAAGUGACCUUAAUGAAACGUCCUGCUGACUACCUGUGCCCCGCGAGUACUAUUGCUAAGACUCAAAGAUGUGUGGGCUCCAUGCCUCCCUCCCUGAAAACUACGGCAAAACCUCCAGCCCUUCAAACACCUCCUCCUCCUCACCGGACCGUUCAUUCAACGCACCCAGAACCAUCAGAACAGAGAAAAACAAUCAAACAUUUGGUAGCAUCCACAGCAACUGCCAGCCUUGCUAAAGCCCCACCAGCCAAGCCGACGCAGAUGGCGGUACCAAAGAGCCCAGUGAAAGUAGUCUACAGGGUGACGGAAGGGCUGGAUCACGUUCUAAGGCAAGACGGCACCGGCCAAGUUAAGCUCACUGUGCAGCCCCUUAUGGACCAAAAGACCGGCGAGAAGAUCAUGAAUCAGGUUGUGAUUCUCCCUUCGAAACUGCUCCUUCAAAACAAUGAAAAGGUGUCUUUCAUGUAUCACCCACAAUCGUCUAAGAGCAUCCAGGCCCCAGUUUCGAAGACAGCCAGUCCCUUAUGUACGUCCACCAGCAUGACUGGCUUCAGCAUUCCAGAAGGACGGAUCCCAGUUCAGCAAGUGGCUCCGCUGAAAGAAACCAGGACAACGCAACAAACCCCAUCUCCAUCUGGUGUGUCUUGUCUGCAGCAGAACACUGUAACCACGACAAACCGCAAGGUGGGACGAGUCUGUAGUCUCCAGAGUGCCUCACAAAUCCAAUCGCUCAUGCCAACUUCCAGCAGCAUUCUUGCUAACGCCGAAGGCGCUAAAGCGCCCAAACAGGAGUUGAAGACGGUGUGUAUCCGGGACUCGCAGUCGAUUCUCGUCACCACAAGAGGAGGGAAUACAGGAAUAGUGAAAGUUCAAACACUGGCAGAACAGAGUGCACAUGGGUCCUCACCUGCAAGCCCAGUCAUAACCAUCUCGCCUCAGUUCAAAGCCUUCCUCGUAUCCAAAGGCUCCCCUCCUGUAUCUACAUCCUCUUCCUCUCCGAACAUGUCUGUCACUGUCCCUGCACCCAUGGGCGCCUCAGCAGCCCGGAGCCCCUUUGUUUCAAUGUCUCCUGUAACUUGUGCAACACCACUUCUCACCACAGCGUCAAGCAUCGCUUCUCCUGCAGGAGCGGCUGCUUCAGUGGGUCACAGCAUCAGCGCUGCUUCUAAUCUACCCACAAUGGGCCCAAGAGCAGUAAAGACUGUAAAUUCCCAGACCUCCCUGGUGAAAUCCAACAUGAUCAUGCCGUCUUUGCGCACCAGUACACCAACCGCUCCCACGCAGGAAACGUUAAUGAGCAAGCCUGGUCUGAAACGGCCCAGUACUGAAGAGAGAACCCAGUUGACUAAGUUUAUCUUGAUGAGUCCUUCAUCGUCAUGCCCCUCCUCCAAUGCAGCCCUUCCCAAAGUCACUUCCCCGUUACCCGCGCCGCCUCCUGGUUCGAGGAUCUUGUUCAUCGGAGAGCCUGCUGCCACGUCGCCCACCACCACCCACAUAGGAGGUAUCCCCAAGCAGGUGCCUGCACUGGGCAUCGCUCAACCAACAGUUGCCACAUCCUGCUCCGGGGAAGGAAUGAAGACGGUCCUGGCUCUGGGCCAACAUUUGGGCAACGUAAAAUCCGAGUCACUGUCAAACCUUAAGAACUUCACUCUACCAUCAGAUGUUGCGAUUAACCACCCAGGGCAGAUGAAACCCUUUGGACAGACCAUCGACACUGUGCUGCAGUCCCCUUCAAAAAGCACACCAGGCACAACAUCCACUGGACAUCUGCUUGAAGCUUCGACUUUGGUUCCUGGCAGUCCCAUCCCACCUGCGGCUUCCAUGACAACCAGUUCUUCGCUCAUAGAAACACCUUCCGUAGCAGUACCCCGCAGAGGGACCUCAAGGUGCACAUCUACUGUACCUUCUUCCACAGGGUACAUCCUUGCGAACAACCUCGCUCCCAACCUAUGUGCACCAUCGUUCGAUAAGUCCCCCCUUGGUGCUCUGAAUGUACAUCCAAACUUGGCCAACCCAACCACCUGCAGCAUGGCCAACCAGCCCCGACAUGUAAUCCCUCCCGUUGGAAGUGCACCUCAUCAAUUCAUGCCUUCGACCCAACCCCCUUCUAGUGUCCCCCACCAAUCUACCUCCACUUCAAAUAUCCCCAAUAACUCUGUCAGCACUAACACUUUACCCGUGGCUGCCCCCAACCCCAGCACCACCUCUACUGCGGCAGCCGGCCCAGUUCAGCAGAGGAUAGUCAUAAACACUAGCACCCACCUCGCGGCCGGGACACAGAUCCUCCUCAACAACGCGCGCUUCGUGGUUCCCCCACAAGGUUUAGGUCCGGGCAGCCAUGUGCUCAUCAUCUCGGGCCAAGCGCCCAGCACGGGUAACCUCCCAAGUCCCACAGCAGCUCCCCCCACGGGGCUGAGGCCCGUCUCGGCAGCCCCCAGGUUGUCUGCGUUACCCAUUUCGCCCCAUCCCAGAAUACCCAGUGUGCCCGCUCUGAGGUCUCCCGUUGCGGUACGCACACCUCCUGUCGGGUUGCCCGUGCUCCCCACGGUACCCAACGCAACUCCAGUCCGAUUCGUAGGAGCCCAGUCUCUAAGCUCGUCUUUGAUGCCUAACGUGACAAAAUUGGUGUCGGUUCUGCCACAGUUACAAGGUAGCCGGGGGCUCUCCUCACCUGUCGCAGGGACAUCAGCUUUGGUCACAUCCCCCAUUAGACUAGACUGCAAGCCAGCCCUUGUUUUCUCAACAAAAACCAUUGCAUCGGUACCCGGAAUCCCUCUGCCAGCUGUAAGAUUAUCUGCCGGGACAACUAAAUCAGCCCCUGUCGCAACCCCUUUUCCACAACCUAACACGACUCAUUUGCACGCCACCACAACACUUCCUGUAUCCUCACUUUUAACAGCCGGCACAUCCUCUGUUUCCAUACCCUGCACUAGUACAGACCCCAUAGCCUCUGUGGCAUCAGUCGUAGCACAGUCACCAGCGGGCAUACCCCUUUUGGCAUCUACUCCUACUACCGUGGACCCCACAUUGGUUGCCAUUCAUGGCUUACCGGUUCAUAUGAGAGCAUUUGGCAUCCCAGCAACAUUCUCGCCUGCCAGCACUAUACCACAAGUAAUCCUGCCGACAGGCCCCAACGCCCUGCCGACAGGACCCAACGCCCUGCAGACAGGACCCCAUCAAUCAGUCAAACCACAGCUGACGAUGCUGCAGCCGCAGCAACCGGGCCACCGGACACAAGCCGUUCCAACGGUGGCUGUGUCUCCGAUUGUAAGUACGGUUUCUAGGAUUCAGUCCUAGGAUUCGGUCCAUUCCCGUUGCUGCAGUUCAGCCCAUUGGAGGUGUGAUCAACAGCCACCAAGCGUCUCCUGUGGCAAACCCUUCUCCCCCUAGCAGCACUUCUGAAAUGGCUCCUGCUAAACAAAUUACCAAGUCAUCCAUCCUUGUCAUUAUGACAGCUCCAGCACAAGGAAAGCCCUUUCUUCAAACGCAUAACAGAGCAACAUAUAAAAAUAGAAUCCAGUCUGGACGAUGCUGUUUUGAACAGGCAUAUUCAAGUAGCCAGCGGGCCAAGGCCGCCUGCUCGCUUGCAGAAAACCCCCUGGUAAUCCUGCCUUGCACCGUUGAACACUUGGCACUGACCGCUUCAUAAAACAAAACGUUUGUAGCCAACUGAUUGCAGGACUUAUUGUGACACUACUAUUAAACAAUGCAUACUGGGAGGGCUGAUAACAUUGCCUCUAGGGUUCCUGAAGUUUCUACCGAAAUGCAUUUGCUUAUAGAUUGAUAGGUGACUCAUCAGAUCAGUUCAUUGCUAGUUUGAGUUAUUUCACGGCCAGUAAACACAAAUGCUAUAGACAAGUAGAUUGGUACAGUAGAAGAAAAGAAAUGUGUUUGAUACUAAACUCCUUCAUGAUAUUUAUUGACUGUGACGUUGACAUCGAUUGGUAUCACAAUUUUCUAGUGUAUCCAUCAGUUAAAGUUGUCUUAAUUGUAUUUUUUAUUUCCAAAAGAAUAACUUUGUAAAAUAAAUCUUGCUUUUUAGGAUUCUCAAAUUAAUCAACGACUUUGUAAGACAUGUUGGAGCAUAUAAACAGUGUUUUGGACUUCCAUUUAUUUAUUUCUACCAUAUAGAUUUUUCAGAAAUAUUUAGUAAAUACAUUUUUGAGGACAUUUCUGCAUUAAAAUAAACCAUGCAAUUGUAUCCCUACCAGUGUAUGGUGGAUUGCUUCAGUUAAAGGUGACAUAUCACCAGGUGUGAGUGUGUUUAGCCGUUACAAGCCGUUUUGAAAAUCUGCCUC